Messenger RNA from Rhodotorula graminis WP1, 782 nucleotides. RefSeq lists its product as uncharacterized. Bases 29 to 775 code for a protein of 248 amino acids. The transcript has 2 exons. NCBI's taxonomy places the organism in Eukaryota, Fungi, Basidiomycota, Microbotryomycetes, Sporidiobolales, Sporidiobolaceae. The record is from RefSeq and is a predicted model, not a curated record.
CCAAGGCCGGCUGCGUACCCGCUACACCAUGGACCCGCUCGCUUCCAUCCGCGUCUCCAUCUGCUGGCCGCCAGAGCCGCACAGCGAGCCGGAGGACGUCCUCGUCAUCAGUGGCAGGUCUGGCUUCUACCUCGACCUGCGCAUCGACAAGGCCGCCUGCAGCCGCUCGCCCUCGCCCACGCCGCGCAAGAACCCGAGCAGAGCCGACCCGCGCAUCAGCUGGGCGACCGCAGGCCGCAAAGAGCUCUUGCCUCUCGAGCCGGGCCAAGAGCACCCACGCGCGCGCUUCACCGCCCUCCUCGACUCGCGCCGCCCCUCCUCCUCCUCCUCCCCCUCUCCCGACAACGAAGACGACUCUGCCCCCGACGAGGGCUCGUUCGAGCCCCUCUCAAAUGGCGAUGUACUCGAAAGGGGUUUUAUGCUCCGACCCGAGACGGGCCUCGUCGCCCCGUACGAGGAGGUCUGGCGCCGCCUCGCCGUCAAGCCCGACGCGCGCGUCGUCUUCCUCGAGCUCGUCGCGAGCCCGGGUGGCCGGUCCGAGCGCGCAUACGUCGGGCGCGUCGGCGAGUGGGAGCUCGGCCUGGUGGACGGCGGCGAGGGCGGGUUCGGAGCCGUGCGGCGCGAGAGGAGGCGCGACGACGGGCGGUGGGAGACGACGUUCGAGGCCGGCGCGGGCGCCGAGCUGCCGUCGCUCGCCGACUUUGACGUGCCGCGCGAUGGUACGACCGAGGUCGAGCUCGCCGGCAGGACGUGGCGGGUCAUCGAGGCGAGCUAGCGGCGGU